AUGCGCUCUUGGGCUUUUCUCUCUCCUUCAGACCGGCUCCUCAAAGCCCGUCAAGCCAACACCGUCGCUCAAGCCUCUCCCACCGCUCAGACCAAUACCGUCGCUCAAGCCUCGCCCACCGCUCAAGCUUCCGCCAUCGCUCAAGUCGCACUCCUCGACCAUGACAUCAACGAUCCCAACGGUGGCCGUACUCAAAUCCUCUUCUUCACCGACGGCCAACUCAUGAACAUCCCCGACCUCAAUCGCGACUUCGGCGGCAUCCGAUCUGUGGAGGUCAUCCCUGAGGGAGCCGAGCAGUUCAACAGGCAGAACGCCAGAUGCGUCUUCGGCAGCUCCCAGUUCGGUGGCGUAUCGGAUGGCUUGGAUCCGAACGGACCAGGACUUUGCGUGAGCUCAAAUGAUGCUGCGGACGAAGGCGAGUUGAGCGAGAAUGGGCUCAAUGGCUGA
This is a messenger RNA of Cyphellophora attinorum, 447 nucleotides long. RefSeq lists its product as uncharacterized. Bases 1 to 447 code for a protein of 148 amino acids. Lineage: Eukaryota; Fungi; Ascomycota; Eurotiomycetes; Chaetothyriales; Cyphellophoraceae. The record is from RefSeq and is a predicted model, not a curated record. The transcript has 2 exons.